AAUUAAAUAUAAAAUGGCCACAGUAAGUGAAGUAUGUCAAAAAAUUGAAGAUGAUGUUGAAAGCAUGUUACAAAAAUAUGACAAAGAUGGAGACAGAAGUUUAACUCGUAGUGAAGUUAUUGAAUACUUUACUCAAAAUAAAGUUAAGAACCCAAAAAUUUCCGCUGUAAUGAUCUUUAAAUUAUUAGAUACGGAUAGAGAUGACACUAUUUCAAUUAAUGAAAUUAGAAAACAUGCCACUAAAUUAAAUCAAAAGAAUUUAGAAGAUGCUAUUACACGUGAAGUUAAACAAUUUUUAGGCAGACAUGACACAAAUGGGGACCAAAAAAUUACAUUUGAUGAAUUUGUAGAAGACUUGGUUAAAACAGAAAAAAUGGAUAAAGAAACUGCUAAAGAUACUGCAGAUUUUUUCUUUUCUGAAAUUGAUACUGAUAAAGACAAUAUUUUGACUGUUGCUGAGCUUAGAAAAUAUGUCGGCUCCUUAGCAAAUCCACAACAAUAAAUGAUUGCUUUGCAAUGAAAAAAAUCACUUUUAAGGUGAUAUAAUUAAUAUUAAUUAAUAAAAAACAUAGUUUAACAU
Dictyostelium purpureum is the source of this 580-nucleotide messenger RNA. RefSeq lists its product as uncharacterized. NCBI's taxonomy places the organism in Eukaryota, Evosea, Eumycetozoa, Dictyosteliales, Dictyosteliaceae. Bases 14 to 502 code for a protein of 162 amino acids. The record is from RefSeq and is a predicted model, not a curated record. Gene Ontology annotation, molecular function: calcium ion binding. The transcript has 5 exons.